Molecule: messenger RNA, 4368 nt
Organism: Hemisphaericaspora subhashii
Lineage: Eukaryota; Fungi; Ascomycota; Pichiomycetes; Serinales; Debaryomycetaceae
Gene: KOG1
Product: ubiquitin-binding TORC1 subunit
Exons: 1
Coding region: 1-4368 (1455 amino acids)
Biological process (GO): TOR signaling; positive regulation of cell growth; cellular response to starvation
Cellular component (GO): TORC1 complex; cytoplasm
Molecular function (GO): protein binding; protein-macromolecule adaptor activity
Source: RefSeq, a predicted model, not a curated record
AUGUCAUCUACACCUGUAUAUGUUGGUCAUCGAUCACCACAACAACUAAACGACAAGAUGAGACAUGGAUUUGAUCAGGAUUAUAAUUCAGAAAACUUUUUAACUUUAUUGGCUAAUACCUUUUAUAUUUAUUUUGAUGAUAAACGACAAAAUACUAAUGGGAAUCCAAUUACUGAAGAGAUGAAGAAAUCUCCAAAAUAUUAUAGAAAUUAUCAACCAAUUUCAGAUUGGAAAAUAAUGAAAGAACGUCAAAAAACAAUAAGUGCAGUAUUGGUAUUAUGUUUAAAUUUAGGAGUUGAUCCACCUGAUAUUAUGAAAACUUAUCCUUGUGCAAAAUUUGAAGCUUGGUGUGAUCCUUCAACUUUUACUGAUACUAAAAAAGCAAUUGAAAAUAUUGGGAAAAAUUUGCAAUCACAAUAUGAAACAUUAUCAUUAAGAACAAGAUAUAAACAAUCUUUAGAUCCUUGUGUUGAAGAUGUUAAACGAUUUUGUAAUACAUUAAGAAGAAAUGCAAAAGAUGAAAGAAUACUAUUUCAUUAUAAUGGUCAUGGUGUACCACAACCAACAGCAAGUGGUGAAAUUUGGGUAUUUAAUAGAGGUUAUACUCAAUAUAUUCCAAUUUCAUUAUAUGAUCUACAAACUUGGUUAGGGGCGCCUGUUAUAUUUGUUUAUGAUUGUAAUAGUGCGGGUAAUAUAGUUCAUAAUUUCAAAAAAUUCGUUCAAAAACGAAUAGAUGACGAUAAUGACGGGAACCAUGAUACUAGUGCUCCAUCUCCAACUUCUGCAUAUCUUGAUUGCAUACAACUAGCGGCAUGUAAAAGUAACGAAUUGUUACCCAUGAGUCCAGAUUUACCGGCUGACUUGUUUACUUGUUGUUUAACUUGUCCUAUAGAUAUAAGUAUAAAAUGGUUUAUUAUGCAAAGUCCCUUGAAAAAGAAUUAUUAUGAUUUAUUACCUAGAGAUUCAAUUGGGAAUGUAAUAAUACCCGGGAAAUUAACCGAUAGAAGAACUCCCUUGGGAGAAUUGAAUUGGGUUUUCACAGCCAUCACCGAUACAAUAGCUUGGACAUCAUUAUCUAGACCAAUUUUCAAAAGAUUAUUUAGACAAGAUUUAAUGGUGGCUGCAUUAUUUAGAAAUUUCCUUCUAGCAAAAAGAAUCAUGCCUCAUUUAAAUUGUAAUCCAAUUAGUGAUCCACCAUUACCUGAAGCAGUACGAUUUCAUUCAAUGUGGAAUUCAUGGGAUUUGGCAAUUGAACAAGUUUUAUCUCAACUAUUAAGAGCUCAAGAAGGUAAUCCUCCACCAAACCCUAGACCAUUGUCUAUUUCUCAAGGAAUCACCCAAAAUGGAUCAGUAUCUACAACAACAACAACAUCAACAGUACCGUUAGCACCAACCAUGAAUGGAAAUGCUGGUACUGGUUCGACUGCCACUAAUAACAGCACAUCAGUAGCGGUCACAUCACAUGCAACUUCACCUCAACCACAACAACAACAGGGUUUAGGGAAUUAUCAACAUUCAACAUUUUUUGAACAACAAUUAACUGCAUUUGAAAUCUGGCUUAAAUAUGCGGGACCAUCAACAAAAGAACCACCUGAACAAUUACCUAUUGUUCUUCAAGUGUUAUUAUCACAAGUUCAUAGAUUAAGAGCAUUGAUAUUAUUAUCUAAAUUCUUAGAUUUAGGUCCAUGGGCAGUCUAUUUAUCAUUAUCAAUUGGUAUUUUCCCUUAUGUAUUAAAAUUAUUACAAAGCCCGGCACAAGAACUCAAACCAGUUUUAAUUUUCAUUUGGGCCAGGAUUAUGGCGAUUGAUUAUAAAAGUACCCAACAAGAAUUAUGUAAGGAUAAAGGAUAUAAUUAUUUUUAUUUGAUUUUGAAUUCAAGUCCCAUGAAUCAAAUUGGUGCUCCUGGUGCCCCGGGAGCAACUGGGAAUAUGUUAAUUAAUGAUGAUCAUAAAGCAAUGAGUGCAUUUAUUUUAACUUUAUUUAUUAAAGAUUUUAAAAAUGGUCAGAGAUUAUGUUUUUCAGUUGAAGUUAUUAAUAAUUGUUUGAAAUUUAUCCAGACUAGUGAAAUCCCAUUAUUGAGACAAUGGUGUAGUUUAUUAUUAUCACAACUUUGGAAUAAAUAUCCUGAUGGGAAAUGGAUCGCAUAUAAGGAUGGAUAUAUAAAUCGAUUAUUAUUAUUAAUUAAUGAUCCUAUUCCAGAAGUCAGAACUUCUAUUAUUUUGGCUAUAACUAGUUUCCUUUCCGAUCCAAUCAGUCCCCAACAACAACAACACCAACAGCAACAGCAGCAACAACAGGGAAAUAUUCCUGAUGUGAAAAGGGAUGAAAUAAGGCAACAGGACUUGAAGUUGGCGAAUGCAAUAUUGAGUCUUUUAGGUGACGGGUCAUCUAUGGUUAGGAAAGAAUUGAUUUUUUUUAUUAAUAAAUUCAUUCAAACAUAUUAUAAAUUUUUCCUUGUGGUUGCAUUUAAUCAAUUAGAAGAAGAGAUUGUACUUAUUGAUAAUUCCAAUUAUUUGAAUGAAUUCAGAAAAAAAUCACCGGCAUAUGGAUCGAUCUUUAGUUCGAUUUGGAAAGCUUUAUUAAUCCUUUCUGAAGACCCUCAUUGUGAGGUGAAACAAUUGGCUGAAACUUUGAUUGAUUCAGUUAUGGUAAAAUUGAAUGAAAGUGAAUUAGCACCAUUAGUUAAAGAAAUGCAAGAUUAUUUAUUAAGCAAAUCAACUAUAAAUAUUAGUGAGAGUUUUAAACCAACUAGACCAAUUAUGAACACGACUAAAUUGGGGGAUAGAAGACAAGUAUCAGCUGGUGCCACUGUUCAGAGGAAUAGAAAUAGUUUACUUAUUGAUGGAUCUUCAUUAACUACAAGAUCAGUAUCAACUAGUAAAAUAGAUUCACAAGAUCAUGAGGAUUCAGAUUCAGCAUCUAUAACGUCCAAAAUUAAGAAAUUAUCAGUUUCAAAACUUUUCAAAAGUCUUCAAAUUAAUGAUGAAGGAAAUGAAUUAAAAAGUUUCACCAGAAUUUUAAAUUCAGGAUUAGUUCAAACAAGUUAUGGAUCAGAAUAUCGACCAAAAACUCCAUUUUUCAAAUUACGUGAUUUAACCAAAACACCGGAAUUACCUCAUGAAUCAGGAUUUUUCGAAUAUAGUUGUGAAUAUUUCCAAGAAGCACAAAUGUCAAAGAAUGAAAUUGAUGAACCGGGAUCCAAAGAUUAUAUUAAACGAAUCUGGCGUAGAAAUAGAAACGAGGCAAUUAUUCAAGAAACUCAACCACAAAAGGAAAUGGCACUUCGUGGAGAUUGGAAUAAAGAUGUAAUUGUAUUAAAUAAUAAAGUACAACCUAAAUGUAUUAAAUUUACUCAAUUUGAAAAAAUCUUAGUUGCAAGUGAUGAAAAGGAUAAUAUUUCCGUUUGGGAUUGGGAAGAAAAUCAAAUUGUUAAAAAGUUUUCCAAUGGGAAUCCAUUUGGGACCAAGAUUACUGAUAUUAAAUUCUUAAAUGAAGAUGAUUUACCAUUACUCUUGACUGGUUCUUCAGAUGGAGUUAUUAAGAUUUAUAAGAAUUUCCAUAAUUAUGAAACUGGAGGUGGUGGAAAUGCUGAUGAUGAUGAAGUAGACGAAGUUGAAAAGAAAGUUGAAUUAGUUGCCGGUUGGAGAGCAUUGACUGAUUUAUUAUUAACUUCAAAAAGUUCCGGAUUAGUCUCAGAAUGGCAACAAUCAAGAGGAUCUUUAUUAGUUAGUGGAGAUGUCAAAAUCAUUCGAAUUUGGGAUGCACCUCGAGAAUUAUGUCUUGUUGAUAUUCCAGCCAGAUCCUCAUCCUCCAUCACAGCCUUGACUUCAGAUCAAGUUGCUGGUAAUAUUUUCAUUGCUGGAUUUGACGAUGGUAGUGUACGUGUUUAUGAUCGAAGAUUAGAUUCUCGUGAAUCUAUGGUUAAGACAUGGAGAUCAACCAGAGGUGCAACUGCUGGACAAAAGGGAGCUAUUGGGAAUGGAUCAAUCAGAAAUGUACACAUGCAAAGAGGAGGAUAUCGUGAAUUAGUCAGUGGAUCUUCUGAUGGAUAUGUCAAUCUUUGGGACAUAAGACUAAAUGACCCAGUUUUAACGUAUACAACUGCAGAAAAAUCAAUGAGAUGUAUCGAUGUGCAUGAACAUGCUCCAAUUAUAACUACUAGUUCAAAAUCAGUUAAUAUUUGGUCAACAGCGGGUGAUUUAUUGACUACUUUAAGAAAUCCUCAUGAUAAAUAUCUUUCAAAUCGUACUUCAAGUUAUUUGUCUAGUACUACAUUCCAUCCUCAUAGAAUGCUCAUUGCUACUAAUUAUAAUCAAGAUGGUCAUAUUAAUGUAUAUUCAUGUGCUGAUACCAUAGUUGAGUAUUAG